AUGAACACGCUGGGGAUUCGGCAGGGCUUGACCAGAGCUCAGCUCAGGGACCACCCGGAAUUCAAAAUCUUCGAAAGAUUUCAGGUCAAGAAGUGGCUCAAGGAGGGCACCUCGCCUUCCCAGAUUUGGGGAAAUCUCGGGUUGACUAACUUCGAUGGUGACGUCCAGAUCGCUGCAGGAUUCACAACCUACAUGGAGUACGUCUGGGCGCUGGGUGCCAAGGUGCGCAAGUACAACCGAAAUGGAGGGACUCCGCCUACGAUUCACCAGAUUGUUGACCCAGAGGAGUUGAGAUAUACCGUGAGCAUCUUGCACUGGAAAAGCUUCGACGAUAUUACGAUCAAUCAGGUAGUGGGUGCUUAUCCGCUGUAA
Phytophthora sojae is the source of this 372-nucleotide messenger RNA. RefSeq lists its product as hypothetical. The transcript has a single exon. The record is from RefSeq and is a predicted model, not a curated record. Bases 1 to 372 code for a protein of 123 amino acids. Lineage: Eukaryota; Oomycota; Peronosporomycetes; Peronosporales; Peronosporaceae.